Messenger RNA from Cyclocybe aegerita, 921 nucleotides. The record is from the annotation of a GenBank genome assembly. Lineage: Eukaryota; Fungi; Basidiomycota; Agaricomycetes; Agaricales; Hemipholiotaceae.
AUGAACGCUGCCCCGACCCCAGUAAAACCUUUAUUUCCUCGUGUCGGGCUUCUUCAAGUUUCGCUGCAAUGCCCCCGGAUCAGUCGCUCGUCAUUCAAGCUGGUCCGCAGGUUCUGGUUCUACGUCCACGAAUACUUGCUGGUCCCACUGUCUAUGUGGUACAUGCGCCGCCAUGGCAUAUCACCCGACUCCGCCAUCUAUCUGCUUCCAUUUGGCCUCAUUCUAAAACGACACGAGCGCGUCCACGAGCAAGAAGGGCACGCCAUGGACCUGGCUCAUGCCAUGGGUUUGCCCGCGCCGAAGUUCAUUUCAUACGGCUCCAUCGACAGCAAAUGGCAUUUUCCCUCCCUACUCAUGACCAGACUUCCAGGACGACCAUUGGACAGCAUCGAUCCGGAACAAGUCGACUAUGACAUCCUCAAGGUGGAUCUGGUCAAGAUACUCACCCGUAUGCGCAGUUUCGCGAGUCCAUGGGGAAAGCGUGUUUGUGGUGUCUCCGGUGGGCCGGUGCGUGGGCCUCUAAUGCCCGCAGCACCUCUCCCUGCUUGUGCAGAUGAAAUUGCUUUUCAAGAAUACAUUAGAUGGGCCACAGGGUUCGCAGGACGGACCGGCCGUGACGCAGAGCGUGUCGUCAAAGGGGAGGAGUUUUUUGCUCUCCCCGAGCAUGCCACCGUCUUUACGCAUGGCGACCUCAACCACCACAACAUCCUGGUCGGCGAUGAUGGCCAUAUUUGUGGCAUCGUCGAUUGGGAGGCGGCGGCUUGGCUCCCCGAUUAUUGGGAGAUCAGCGUAACGACGAUUGUGCCUCAACGUCACUGGGGUCGAUUUAUGGACAAGGACGUAUCUGAUGGCGUUUAUGAGAAGGAGAUCGAAGGGCAUCGCGCUAUAUUCCCUCUUAUUUCCGAUACUCUCUCUUACUAA